GCCGUGGCCCCGGCCCCCGUCCCCACCCCGGGCCGACCUUUGCACCGGGGAAGCGCCGCGGGCCGCCGCAGCGGGCCGCAACCUGCUCCGCCGGCGGCACCCCCAGCCCGCUCCGCAGGCAAGCGGCGGCCGGGGGCCACGGGAGCGGGUAAGAGCAGCCGGCCGGCUCCGGCGCCCGCAGCACCCCGGCCCCGCCGGCAUGGCCGCCCCGCGGGUCACCGAGAGCACUGUGGUGGUGGACGGGCAAACCCUCUUCUACCGCGACGCGGCGCCGGGCCAGGGCAGCCCGAAGCUGACGGUGCUGCUACUCCACGGCAUUCGCUUCUCCUCCGACACCUGGCUGCAGCUGCAGACGCUGGCCAAGCUGGCCGAGGCCGGCUACCGGGCGGUGGCCAUCGACCUGCCAGGCGACUUCUCUCUCCUCCGGCUCAGGGCUGGGGCGCUCGAAGGAGGCCGUGGCCCCAGCACCCGUGGGCCAGCCGGCGCCGGCGGCUUUCCUGAAAGGUGUCUCGGAGGCGCUGCGCCUGGGUCCGGCCGUGGUGGUCAGCCCGUCGCUCAGCGGCAUGUACUCGCUGCCCUUCCUCUUCCAGCACAGCCAGCUGCUCAGGGCCUACGUGCCCGUGGCGCCCAUCUGCACCGAGAAAUUCCCGGCGGAGCAGUAUGCCCGCAUCAAAACGCCCACGCUCAUCGUGCACGGGGAGCGGGAUGCGGAGCUGGGGCACGCCAGCCUGGCCAUGCUGCGGCACCUCCCCGAGCACCGGGUGCUGGUGCUGCGGGACGCCGGGCACGCCUGCUACCUGGACCAGCCCGACGAGUGGCACCGCGGGCUCCUGGCCUUCCUGCGGCAGCUGGAGUGAGCGCGACGGGUCAGCGCAGGGGGACCACGGCGGUCCCGCCUUUGACCACGCCGUCCCGCCUGCUCUCUCUCCCGGCUCCCGCAUCUGCACCGCUGGCUCCCUCGGGACCAAAUAAAACCCCAAGUUCUGCUACCACCUUCCCACCACCUUCCUCCUUGGAGCCCUGCCACUUUGUGCUUCCUCUUGGCCCCGCCUCUUUCCUGUUGGCCCCACCUCCUCCCCAGUGGCCCCGCCUCCUUCUCUCCAUCCCCUCCCCCUCCAUGCCCCACUGACCUUGGGGGGGUGAGCGAGGUGGGGGCAGCAUGGAUAGUAGUGGGCAUAAGGGGGGGCCGGGGACUGGAGAGCCAGAACCCGGGUUCUCGGUGCGUCAAGCAGCGGGUUCUAGGUCGCACAAGA
Molecule: messenger RNA, 1253 nt
Organism: Dromaius novaehollandiae (emu)
Lineage: Eukaryota; Metazoa; Chordata; Aves; Casuariiformes; Dromaiidae
Product: putative protein-lysine deacylase ABHD14B
Exons: 3
Coding region: 200-1129 (309 amino acids)
Biological process (GO): positive regulation of transcription by RNA polymerase II
Cellular component (GO): cytoplasm
Molecular function (GO): hydrolase activity
Source: RefSeq, a predicted model, not a curated record